Molecule: messenger RNA, 1152 nt
Organism: Acanthosepion pharaonis
Lineage: Eukaryota; Metazoa; Mollusca; Cephalopoda; Sepiida; Sepiidae
Source: the annotation of a GenBank genome assembly
AUGCCUGUAUAUAUUCAUGUGUGCUUAUAUCUAUCUAUCUAUCUAUCUAUCUAUCUAUCUAUCUAUCUAUCGGUCGAGAGCAGCUGUAACAUUCGAGCGCAGGCGCGCACGUCAAUCCAGGGACGCUGCUGCAAGGUGUCUGAGACAGAGCUGCAGCGGGCAAUCCGCAAUGCCCGCAACGCUGCACUGACUUCUGCUGCCAGAAACUCCGUGGGCCCACAGACAAGAGUAAACGGAUUUUCAAGGGCUGCUAAAAAUAUGGCCCCUGAAGCUCACGACAUCCAUCUAGACGGCAAUAUUCAGCGCCUUGAGGCCGCCCGUAUUAUUGCCUGUCCCAGUAGCUCUUUUUGGUCUUUCUUGGCUUUCAAUUACGACUCCGAAAUUAACUUAACUACGCGUGACGACCUCAAUGUAGGGUCCAUGACCUGCGUUUGCCAACGCUCGCAAAUACGUCGCGGAGCCAGCUGGGCUGUGCUGCUCCUCCGGCAAAACUACAAACUACAGGGCGAAACCCUGAUUGGUAUUUUGCCGCCGUCGGUAAGAGUUCCUCGCAGGGACGACAUACUACUACUUCAGUCCAUGCUUCACGAGGUUAACAGCUACAUUAGCAGUUUCAAAUAUGCUUUGGAAAAUGCUCCCUUUCCUUCCUUCAGCAUUGUAAUUGAAGUCGACAAACGGCCUCAUGGUGAAUACAAACGCCGCUACAAUGAUCCUGCGUGCAACAAAGUGGUCGUUAUUAUACAUGGGGAGCAAGACCUCUCUCGAGAUAUUGUCCUCAAAUCAAGAGGCGGUUCUCUUCGUCGGAUUUCAGAGAUCCAUCGACCAUAUGACGCAUCGCAGUAUCCUUUACAUUUCCCUUAUGGUGACGAACACUUCGGCAUUCCACUUCAUACUCUGGGUGGCCAACCUGCAAAGUUCUUCAAAUCUUAUCGUGCAAGGACUUCUACUCAUACCGUUUCAUGGUUAGGGAUGGAGACUUCAACCUGCUUCAUAGAUGCAGGGAGCUUUCCCACCUGUUUGCGCUUGAUAUGGCCGCUAAGGUGGAAUCGGAGAGGCUUUGUUUUAUACGAAAUCAUCAGAAACAGCUUAGCUCAGAGUGCUACGCACACUUACGCGACAGCCUACGAAAUGAAGUCAAUCCUCGCGACCUAA